AUGACCAUCGAAAACACAUAUUGGAAAAACGUCCUCACGGUCGUCCCUAUUGUGGGUGCGGCCAUCGCGACACUGAGUUAUAUUCUCCGACUGGUAUCCUGUCGCAUCUCCACAGUAGGGCUGAGGCUGGAAGAUCUCUUGAUGGGCAUCGGCUUGAUUCUCUCCUACUGCGCCACCGCUUUUGUUAUCUAUAGGCUCAUGGAUGAUUCAGAAAUUCUGGGCGCCAUCCAUGGCCGCAUCCUCGGCACGGUUCCUGCUUUUCGGAUGGUCUCGAAUUGCCUCAUCGUCUUCAUCGCUCUGUGGGCCGUCGUGGCGCUGCUCGUUAACAUCUUCCAAUGUAAUCCGGUCCAAUUCUACUACGAUAAAACAUUGCAAGGAGGCCAUUGUAUGCAUGGCCAGACCAAAUUUUUUCAGGCCAUGGGAAGCAUCGCCUUAGUGGAGGAUGUGACGAUUUUACUUAUGCCGGUGCCGAUCGUCUGGCGACUGAAGAUCACACUGCGCCAAAAGAUCGCAGUAACUAUUGUCUUUUCGUUGGGAGGAUUGGUCUGUAUCUUCAGUCUGAUGCGUCUCAUUGAAUUCCGUAACUUUGUUGUCACGGACUUAGCCUCAUCCAGUGCUAAAGAGUCGAUCUGGACGGUACUCGAACUCGAUGUCGCCAUUAUCUGUGGUUGUCUCCCUCUGCUCAAACCCCUCCUGGCCGGAUUUCUUGGCACCGUCAAGAGCAUCUCGAAAGGCCAGUCUAAUUCGGGCACAAAGUUAUAUUUUCACACAAGUGGGACGCACAAUCACGACGGAUUCCACAAAAUCAGCGACCCACACAGGGCGACAGCCAGCCAAAGUCGGGAAGUGGCGACGCAGUCCACUCGGCGUGGGAGCUCGGAGAUUGAACUGCAGGGAAUUGAAGUACACACGGCGAUCGAGAGUAGGUCCGAGGUUGCAAAUAAUCGUCAUGCAGUGGAAGGAAGGGCAUGGCCAUUGCCAUAA
Messenger RNA from Aspergillus pseudotamarii, 984 nucleotides. RefSeq lists its product as uncharacterized. The record is from RefSeq and is a predicted model, not a curated record. The transcript is spliced from 5 exons. NCBI's taxonomy places the organism in Eukaryota, Fungi, Ascomycota, Eurotiomycetes, Eurotiales, Aspergillaceae. Bases 1 to 984 code for a protein of 327 amino acids.